Magnolia sinica is the source of this 2068-nucleotide messenger RNA. Its product is annotated as E3 ubiquitin-protein ligase ATL4. The coding region runs from base 188 to 1165 and encodes 325 amino acids. NCBI's taxonomy places the organism in Eukaryota, Viridiplantae, Streptophyta, Magnoliopsida, Magnoliales, Magnoliaceae. The transcript is spliced from 2 exons. The record is from RefSeq and is a predicted model, not a curated record.
GCCGGUAGUGAGCGUGAAUUCAUCGUUCUAACAUCUUCAUCUGCGCUUUCCUUCCCUCAUUUAUACCCCGCCUUCUGCGAAUUCUCUCUCUCUCUCUCUCUCUUCCAUAAAAUCCCACCAAAACCCACACCGUCUCUGAACACAACAAGCGAAAGAAAGAAACAACAACUCCCAAGUGAAUGAAGAAAUGCCUCAUCGACAGUUUCUGCAAUAUCUUUCCGAUUUCCCAUCUCCACCUCCGCCACCACCACCACCACUCCCUACCAAAACCCAAACUCCUCCUUCUUCAAAGGGCUUAAACCCUAGCAUUCUCAUCAUCGCCCUCAUCCUCACACUCGUCUUCCUCAUCUCCGCUUCCCUCCAUUUCCUCCUACGCUACAUUGACCGCCUGCGCCACCCCUACUCCCCGCCCAACCCCCACCACCCAAUCGCCGACCGCCACGUGUCCCACGACCAGCAGACCUUCAUCGACUCCCUCCCCAUCUUCUCCUUCGACUCCGUCACCGCCUUCCAGAAAUCUGCCCCAGACUGCGCCGUCUGCCUCUCCAGAUUCGAGCCCCACGACCAGCUCCGCUUCCUCCCUACUUGCUGCCACGCCUUCCACGCCCGCUGCAUCGACACAUGGCUCUCAUCCAACCGCACCUGCCCCCUCUGCCGCUCCACCAUCGACGCCCCCGAAUCCGCCAAGACCUCCCUUUCCGCCGGCGAAAGCUUCCGCAUCGAGAUCGGCAGCGUCAGCCGCCGGAGGGGUGCAGCCGACUCCGGCAACGGCAGCCGGAGGUCCUACUCAGUCGGAUCGUUCGAUUACAUCAUCGACGACGACGAGGUCGUCGUUGUCGUAGCCGCAGGCGCCUCGGAGUGCUCCGGGGGUGCGAAGGAUAAGGAGGAGGAGGCUGCUGCGCCGCCGCUUCCGCCGCCGCCAGGGGCGGAAGUGGCGGAGGCCGCUGGCGGGAGGGGCUGGUUGAAGGAGUACGUCGACCGACUCGCUUCGUCGGCUUCUUCGUCGUUAUCUUCUUCAAGGGCGCUUUCUUUCCGGCUGCGAGGCGCCGGAACCAGCCGGCGGAGCGACGUUGGUGCGGCUGCCGGUAGCGGGAGCUGGGACCUGGAGGGGUGUAAGAUUGGAGAGGAGGGGAGCAAUUUCUUCCGGUGGUUGACAGGGGCAUGAUUGGUAAUUAUGAUGAAAUAGUUAGGUGAGAAUCGUAAUUUUGGCGACGAAAUUCGAUUUCCGGCGCCAGGUUGUUUUUAGUGUUGCUUGAGCAAACUCGCGGGAGUGCACUUUCCAAUGGAGUCGAUUCUUCCACGUGGCAAUCUGACGCAUCGUAUAAAAAGAUCCAAGCCGUUCAUCGGUCAUGUUAGAUCAUGCAGAUUCCAUAAACCAAAAAUCAUGCCGAUCUACUCUUUAUUUCGAUCAAACGUUUACAAAAAAGAACAGUGGUCCAUUUUAAAAGCGCACGUACAGACUAUAUUUCACGGUGGACCUCUCAUUAUAAGCGGCCGGGAUCCCACACACGUGUGCUAAUCUGGCACGUAUAAUCACCAUGUUUGCUGGAUGCGUUCACUACGCGUUUCUCCUGUAAAACUAGAGUGAUGUCCUGAACGACUGAGAACGACCGCGCAAAUUACCGAUACGCCCCAAACGUGAAGGAAGAAGUCCCAAGGGUGUUUCCGUCAAUGUAGGGCUUUCUUUGGGGAAGAAGGAAUGUCGGUGCGUAGGAGAGAGGCGGGUGGAAGAGAUGGCAUGGGUUUCAUAAAUUUACGGAAAUGUCCCUGAGAAUGACAGAAGUGGCUGUGCAGUCCAUAAUGCAAUAUCUUCAUUUUUGUCCUUUUUAUUUUUUUACUUCAAUAUUUCGGGAAGAAAUACCCAACCACCAGCGCGUCUGCUUUUAAUGUAGAGAGUCUGAUUUAAGUGGAGAGAAAUAAAAUGCGACAGAAUGUAGCUGAAAGAAAAAUAUGGUCAUCUACAUGCAGUCUAUUGGGUGGGCCAUCCUCGUGGCUGGACAUAGACCAUCGGCUGCCUAUUAAUUUCGACAGAUAACCAUCUGGUAAAUGGACCAUCCUCAUUUCUACA